Molecule: messenger RNA, 801 nt
Organism: Triplophysa dalaica
Lineage: Eukaryota; Metazoa; Chordata; Actinopteri; Cypriniformes; Nemacheilidae
Gene: aldoab
Product: aldolase a, fructose-bisphosphate, b
Biological process (GO): fructose 1,6-bisphosphate metabolic process; glycolytic process
Cellular component (GO): cytosol
Molecular function (GO): fructose-bisphosphate aldolase activity
Source: RefSeq, a predicted model, not a curated record
AUGGUGGUAUGAGUCAAGGUGGACAAGGGUGUGGUUCCACUGGUUGGCACCAAUGAAGACACAACCACACAGGGUCUUAAUGGGCUAUAUAAGGGUUGUGCUUAAUAUAAAAAAGAUGGUGCUGACUUUGCUUAGUAGAGCUGUGUGUUGACCACCCCUACAACCCCAUGUCAGCUUGCAAUUUAAGAGAAUGUCAAUGUGAUUGCCCGCUAUGCCAGAAUCUUUCAGGUGUAUGCUAUUGUGCCAAUUGCCGAGCCUGAGACCCUACCUGAUGGUGAACAUGAUCUAAAGAGAUGCCAGAAUGUAACUGAAAAGAUUUUGGUGUAUAAGGCUCUUUCAGAUCACCAUGUCUCCCUUGAGGGAACCCUCCUAAAACCCAACAUGGUGACUGCAGAUCAAUCUUGCUCCGACAAGUACUACCCUCAAGAAAUUGCCAUGUCAACUCUCACCUCUCUGCGCGGAACUGUUCAUCCUGCUGUCCCCGGCAUUACUUUCCUGUCUGGUGGUCAGAGUGAGGAGGAGGCCACAGUCAACCUGAACGCCAUUAACCAGUGUCUCUUUCAAAAGCACUGGGCUCUUACAUUCUCUUGUGGUCGUGCCCUGCAGGCCUUUCCCCUAAAAGCCGGGGGGGGGAAGAAGGAGAAAGGCAAAGCAUACCAGGGGGAAUUUGUCAAAAGAGCCAUCGUACGUAAACAAUUAGACUACAGAACAACUGUGGCAUGCGUUGGAAAAUAUGUCUCUUCAGGAGAUACAGAAGCUGCAGCGGGAGAGUCUCUGUUUGUGGCCAAUUAUGCUUAUUAA